AUGGAUCCAAUUCCACCGGAACAGUUGGCUGCCUUGGCCAAGGAAGAUCGGGGUCCGCUCACCAAAUCUAUCGUUGUUGCUUUUACAUGCAUAGCGGGGAUUUGUGUCGCCCUGCGUAUCAUCACUCGGCUCCGAUUCUUGGGAAGAUCAUUAGGAUGGGAGGACUACGCCAUUGUCGUCUCUAUGGCGCUGGCUAUUGCUACUGGCGUACUCCAAGUCAUGCAGGCGGACGCUGGCAACGGCAAGCAUGCAGUCUUCAUCGAGUUUCCAGGUGGAGUUGAGAAGAUUCUGAUCUACCUGUUCUGGAGUAUCAUCUUCUACAAUACCAGCCUCAUGUUCACGAAGAUAUCCAUCCUUCUACAGUACGGCCGGAUCUUUACUCUGCGAGAAAUGCGCAUACCACUCCACAUCGUCAUGGCCAUCUGUGUAGCUUGGGGUGUUACUACGCUCUUCACUUCCAUCUUCACAUGUGUCCCUGUCCAUGCCUACUGGAAGAUAUUGGAGCAGCCCGGAGCGAAAUGUAUCGACAACAAGACGAUUUGGUAUGUGAACGCCAGCAUCAACAUCUUCACCGACCUCAUCGUGGCCUUCCUUCCCGUUCGUGUCAUUUGGACUCUCCAAAUCGCUUUGCGCCAAAGGGUCGCGCUCAUGGCCAUCCUUACCAUCGGUUGGUUUGUCUGCGUCGUAUCGAUUCUACGCCUACACGCUCUCAUCGUGCUUGUCGAUCACCCGGACGACAACACAUAUUAUAGCGCACCGACAGCCUACUGGUCCGCAAUCGAGAUGAACCUAGCUAUCGUAUGCGCAUCGCUUCCUGCGCUCAAGCCACUGGUUGUCAAGAUCAUCCCCGGCUUCUCGUCCACCGUCCCCUCCGGCCGAUCAUACGGAAAUGGAUACGGAACUGGCACCAUUGGCAGCAGUGCCACCAAACAUCGGAGCGUUCAUGGUAUCAGGAGCACUGCAAGACAUACUGACGAAGACUUUGAACUGGCACUGGGCCGGCCAGGUAGCACGACACCUUACGAGACAGGUGCCGAUGGAGGGGGCAUGUUUGGGAAAAACAUUUAUGUCUCGCGACAAUUCGAACAGCAUUUUGAGCAGAGCUCGCGGAUCAGUGACAGCGAGAGCCAGAAAGAUUUGGUCUCAGAACGCAAAGAUUCGCAGUGGUCGUCCGGCAACAGUCAGUCUUGA
This is a messenger RNA of Alternaria postmessia, 1191 nucleotides long. RefSeq lists its product as uncharacterized. The record is from RefSeq and is a predicted model, not a curated record. NCBI's taxonomy places the organism in Eukaryota, Fungi, Ascomycota, Dothideomycetes, Pleosporales, Pleosporaceae. The transcript has 3 exons. The coding region runs from base 1 to 1191 and encodes 396 amino acids.